AUGAGGAAGAGGUGGUUAACUGCUCCAGCGCUUCGCGUUGAUUCUGGGGAUGGAAUAAUUCGAACUCAGCUCAGCCCGCAACGGCAUCGAGAAAGACGCCAGACGCUGUUCUACUUGGACCGCAGCAAUGGUAGCAUGGAUCUCAAAGGGGAGCAUGUCGUACACACAUGCAUCAUCAUCGACGAGGCCAGCGGUAACCCCAUCGGCCUUUCAGAGCUCGUGACCAACGGCGAUUCCAAAGUAUCCGACUUUUUGAAUCAUCUCAAAGUCCAUCCGAAGAUCAAUCUUCGUACCGUCACCCCACCUGAAGCACUACACAAUCUGCCACCAGAGCUGGCCCUCCUUAGACUUGAUGGAAAUACUCCAAACAAGCUACGCCGAAUCAGGGCUGAUUGGCGUGUCGUCAUCGACGAUUGUUCUGCCCACUAUGGAACCACACGCCUUUCAGAGCUCAGAGAUGCUCACAUCGACUCGGACAACAAGCUUUUCAUCGUCGCGUUUUGUGCUAUCAAACACUCGGCCGAGUCGACCCUUCAUACGAAUACGAUCGAAGAGAAUACGGUGGGCCGUAGGGGUCACAAGCAUCCACACAUACACCGUUCGCCCCAUCCGUCAGUUGCUACGUCUAUUCGGUCGAAGCUCAACCCCCCGUCCACCAGCGCAAUGAACGCCCUUCUAAUGCAAAGUGAACGGUCAACUCGCCCCGACGCAGUCUACGACGGUCGCCCGGCUGGCAUUACGGGUCCAAGCAUUGCAAUAUACCACCCCAUCUUCACGAGAUUCCAACAACGCUUCAGCCAGCCUCCUUCAAUAGAUGAUAUACCUGAGACAGCCUUGACCGAUGCCUAUGCCUUCAUCGUGAAGAGUGCAGAAUAUUACGCUUCGGAGCCUGUGCGUCAGUCCGCUAUUGCGCCAGUCGUAACACCACUGUUAGGACCUUGGGCUGUCUUUCGGGAGGUGACACUCCAUUACGGGAGUAUGUCCUUCAAGCCUGACGGUCAUAGGUCAGUGGAGUGCGGUGUCUUCCUCCGUUAUGACCCAGGCCGCCAGCUGAUGCUAAACCUUAUCGCCGAGGUCAAGAAUGGGAUUGGAUUAGGUGGCCGAGAUCCAAUAGAGCAGGCAGCCAAGGCUUACCUCAUAGUUGUAACGGCGUCUGAGCUUGGAAAGUUACGCGCUACAUCCUGCAUGCCCGCCUUCCUGUUAGGCAUAAGCGGCCCCAACAUCACUGUCUCCGGAGCCAUCUAUGUCGAGGGAGUCAUAACGGAGCGGUUAACCGACAUCAUCUCUCUCGUGCCCGUUUUAUCCUCACAGGAACCAUUGGGGCAUCCAUCAGCGCGCGACCAGCUUGCAUACCGUAUCGCCCAUCUUUUCAUAUGUCUCCGGGAAUGUUUAGACCAACUAGCCGACGAAUACACCAAUAUGCCCUCCCUCCCUGCUGCUGACCAUCUUACGUUGGUCCCGUGCCCACAUUUUUCCUCAUUCCGCGCCGACGACUUCGAUUAUAAACUCAUCUACCGCCAUCGCCUCUUCGCAAGUCGCAGCGAGCGAGCGGUAUUCUUUGCUGAGGCGCAGUCACCCGGCCAGCUGCCGAAGGACUGCGUCGUCAAGUUUGCCUCGCGUUACUGCGCGGAGGCCCACAACAUCGCCUACACCGCCGGCGCGGCCCCCCGGCUCUUGUACUGCGCGUUCGAGCCAACAGUCGGCAAGUUCUGUGUCGUCACCGAGUUUGUGGAGGAGAAGGCGAGCGCGCAGCUGACGGCUGACGGCGUCCAGACGCUGCGGGAUGCGGUAAACGCGCUGCACGCGCACGCACUCGUCUUUGGCGAUCUGCGUGACGCGAACGUUCUUGUGGAUUCCCGCGGCAAUCCCCACUUGAUUGAUUUCGAUUUCGACUGGAGCGGUGCGGAAGGUGCAGUGCGCUAUCCGCUCGACCUCAACACAGCGGGCAUCGAUUGGGCACCAGGCGUGCGCCCAGGCGCGAAAAUUACGCGCGAGCUUGAUGGAGCCAUGUUGGAGAAGCUGUUAACGACUAUUUCCUAG
Molecule: messenger RNA, 2040 nt
Organism: Pleurotus ostreatus (oyster mushroom)
Lineage: Eukaryota; Fungi; Basidiomycota; Agaricomycetes; Agaricales; Pleurotaceae
Exons: 5
Coding region: 1-2040 (679 amino acids)
Source: RefSeq, a predicted model, not a curated record